GGCAAGUGAUUGUUUGGACAGGUGGCCUCGAGGCCGAGGGGACCGGUUUUCUGAUCCAAACGUGAGAAUUUCCCGCAAACUGUCGAGACUUUUGCGUCACAAGGCUGAGGAAGAAGGAUUUCAGCUGAUGAAAGGAGGAUUCCUGUACGUUGAUGACCUCCUGAGGCACCAAGACUUCCGAGACACGACGAUAGAACAGAUUCAGCAGAUAGUGGACACCAACGACAAGCAACGUUUCACUUUGGAGACAGACAAUGACACAGGCAGACUGAAGAUACGAGCCAACCAAGGUCACACCAUGCAGAUCGAUGAGCUAGAGUUGAAGCCGAUCGUUAACGCUGAGGAGUUCCCCGUGGUUGUCCAUGGGACGUACGAGAAGAACGUGGACAAGAUUCUGACAGAGGGCUUGAAGCCGAUGGGCCGUAACCACGUCCACUUUGCCGCGGGGGAGCCAGGCCAGGACGGAGUCAUCAGCGGCGGCCUCAAGUUUUACCAGUCGGCCAACAACGUGAUACUGUGCCCCGGCGACCAGAAUGGUGUCAUUUCUCCUGUCUACUUUGACAAAAUAAAAAACAGGCGCUCGGGGAAAACG
Molecule: messenger RNA, 592 nt
Organism: Aplysia californica (California sea hare)
Lineage: Eukaryota; Metazoa; Mollusca; Gastropoda; Aplysiida; Aplysiidae
Product: tRNA 2'-phosphotransferase 1
Biological process (GO): tRNA splicing, via endonucleolytic cleavage and ligation
Molecular function (GO): tRNA 2'-phosphotransferase activity
Source: RefSeq, a predicted model, not a curated record